Molecule: messenger RNA, 438 nt
Organism: Penicillium griseofulvum
Lineage: Eukaryota; Fungi; Ascomycota; Eurotiomycetes; Eurotiales; Aspergillaceae
Exons: 4
Coding region: 1-438 (145 amino acids)
Source: RefSeq, a predicted model, not a curated record
AUGAAAAUCACCUGGAACGAGAAGGCGGAUGCCAAGUUGCUGGCUGGCAUACUUGCUACUAGCCCCACUCCUAUCGAUUUCAAUGCCCUUGCAGAGUACAUGGGCGACGGAGUCACCGCCUGUGCCGUCCGCCACCGCGUAACCCGCCUUCGGGCUAAGGCUACGGAGACGAAUGACGGUAGUGGAACUUCUGCUCCUGUUUCGCCAGUGACCAAGAAGCGCCAGCGCAGUACCCCAAAGAAGUCUACCAAGGCCGCUGCCACCCAGUCUAAGGAGGUUGAUACUCAGUCUGGCGAAGGCCCGGUUCCCAAGGACGACGAAUCUGACAUCGAUGAUGACAAGGGCAAAAAGCCCAAGAUCAAGCACGAGGAAUCAGAGGAUGACCUUUUGCGUGCCGAGGAUGCCAUCAAGGAGGAACCUUCUUCCUCGGACCUCUAA